ACUAAUAAAUUAUUAUUUAAAUAUCGUAUAAUAAACCCAUCCAAACCGCUAUCGUGUCACAACUCCCUCCAUUUCUCACCCCAUUCAAAUGCGACUUUCCUCUCAAACCUUCACCCGUUUCUCUCCCUCAUCAUACCCGAAUAUGACAUCCGGGUCGAACUCGUUAAUGUGGUUCCGAAAGGGUCUUCGGAUCCACGACAACCCGGCCCUGGAGUACGCUGCUAAAAACUCCACCCAUGUCUACCCGUUGUUUGUCAUUGACCCGCAUUAUAUGAAGCCCGACCCCACUGCAUUCUCCCCCGGUUCGAACCUUGCAGGGUUGAACCGGAUCCGGUUCUUGCUCGAGAGUCUAGUUGAUCUGGAUUCUAAUUUGAAGAAGUUGGGCUCACGUUUGUUGGUGUUGCAUGGAGAGCCUGGAGAGGUUUUAAUUCGUUGUUUAAAGGAGUGGGACAUAAAAAGACUAUGCUUUGAGUAUGAUACCGAUCCGUAUUAUCAAGCUUUAGAUGCUAAAGUACAGAGCUAUGCUUUAGAGAGUGGCAUAGAGAUAUUCUCUCCAGUGAGUCAUACACUGUUCAAUCCUGCAGAUAUUAUACAAAAGAAUGGAGGUACGCCGCCAAUGAAUUGCCUAUCGUUUUCAAAAAUCGCUGGCGAGCCUCAUUGGUUAUCAUCCUCGCUCUCCACAACUCCUUCUGUGAUUCCUCCUGUCGGUGAUGUUGGAAAUUGUGAAAUCUCCGAAGUUCCAACUGUUAAACAACUUGGUUAUGACGACAUUCAAGAGGAUGAACCACCUGUAUUUAAAGGUGGUGAAUCUGAAGCAUUGAGAAGGCUUAGAGAAUCAACUAACGAUAAGAAAUGGGUUGCAACAUUCGAGAAACCAAAUACCGAUCCUUCUGCAUUUAUAAAGCCUUCAACGACAAUGUUAUCGCCAUACUUAAAAUUCGGUUGCUUAUCUUCGAGAUACUUCUACCAGUGCAUCAAAGAGAUUGAAAAAGAGUUCAAAAACCAUACUUCACCGCCAGUUUCCCUUCUUGGGCAGUUCUUUUGGAGGGAUUUCUUCUACACUGUUGGUUUUGGCACUCCUAAUUUCGAUCGCAUGAGGGGUAAUAAAAUUUGCAGACAGAUACCUUGGAACAACGAUGACGAACUGCUGGCGGCGUGGAGGGAUUCGCGGACAGGGUUUCCUUGGAUCGAUGCCAUCAUGGUCCAGCUUCGAAAAUGGGGUUGGAUUCAUCAUUUGGCUCGCCAUUCCGUUGCUUGUUUUCUAACUCGUGGAGAUCUCUUCAUUCACUGGGAAAAAGGGCGCGAUGUGUUUGAGAGACUUCUUGUGGAUUCAGAUUGGGCGAUCAACAAUGGGAACUGGUUAUGGCUAUCUUGCUCGGCGUUUUUCUACCAGUAUCAUCGUAUAUAUUCUCCGAUCACAUUUGGAAAGAAAUAUGAUCCUACUGGUGCGUACAUCAGACACUUUCUUCCUGUUCUAAAAGAUAUGCCGAAGGAGUAUAUCUACGAGCCAUGGACAGCUCCGUUAAGCGUUCAAACAAAAGCUAACUGUAUUAUUGGAAAAGAUUAUCCAAAGCCAAUAAUUUCUCAUGAAAUUGCAAGCAAGGAAUGCAAGAGGAAGAUGGCGGAGGCAUAUGACUUGAACAAGAAACAAAAUGGUAUAGUGAGCGACGAAGAUCUACAAAACUUAAGAACUCGGGUGGAAGACCAAAGCCAAGCGACCGUGCCCAGAAGACUCAAACAGAAGUUGAUUUGAUGAGUCGUGGGUCGUGUUGGUUCGAUCAUCUUGGCUAGAAUUCACCCAAUUGGCAUGACUAACAAGUUUGGAUAGUAUAUGAGGUCAAGUUACAUGUGUUUUAUAAGUUUGUUGUUGUACUACUUAGUUUGUUAGAACUUAGAAAUAGAGAUAAGCAACUUGUGAUUUAUGAAUUAAUGAAACGUUUUGAAAUUUGAUAGAUAUUGGUGGUAUUUGUUUUUGCAUACAAUGAAGGCGUUAAAUUAAGCUA
This is a messenger RNA of Helianthus annuus (common sunflower), 2003 nucleotides long. Its product is annotated as (6-4)DNA photolyase. The record is from RefSeq and is a predicted model, not a curated record. The coding region runs from base 89 to 1753 and encodes 554 amino acids. The transcript is spliced from 14 exons. Gene Ontology annotation, biological process: entrainment of circadian clock by photoperiod; circadian regulation of gene expression. NCBI's taxonomy places the organism in Eukaryota, Viridiplantae, Streptophyta, Magnoliopsida, Asterales, Asteraceae. Gene Ontology annotation, molecular function: FAD binding; DNA binding. Gene Ontology annotation, cellular component: cytoplasm; nucleus.